Trichomycterus rosablanca is the source of this 1480-nucleotide messenger RNA. It is a transcript of the gene hyls1, whose product is annotated as HYLS1 centriolar and ciliogenesis associated. Gene Ontology annotation, biological process: cilium assembly. Lineage: Eukaryota; Metazoa; Chordata; Actinopteri; Siluriformes; Trichomycteridae. The record is from RefSeq and is a predicted model, not a curated record. Bases 286 to 1380 code for a protein of 364 amino acids. The transcript is spliced from 12 exons. Gene Ontology annotation, cellular component: non-motile cilium; centriole.
ACUAGGUGUGUGUUGCCCGGUGAUAAAAUGGGGUCCUUUCCAGAAUAUAUUUCUGCUUUACAUGCAUUAUUUUAGAGUGGCUCCGAACCCACCGCGACCUUGACUGUGCUGAAGCGAUUGGUGAAAACGGAAUAAAAUCACAUGUCACUCCUGUUCAGUAAGAGGCGCUGUUGUCUGGUUUGGGCCAUGUCAUUUAUCUGUAGAAGAAACAGCGUCAUUUUCAAAGCUGUGUAACCGCUGCUGUUGUCUUGGCACUGAGGAAACGUUAACCAGCUGAUAAACAGAAUGGAGAGCCUUGACUUUUCAGAAGAAGAAAUCCAAGAACAGUUGGUUGCACUUGGGUACAACAACAUACCAAAACAAAGACUGCAGGAGUUUAAACGAGAUCUGGACUUGCUGAUUCGUCAUGAAAAGUCCAAAAGUAGCACUUCAGCUGAGUGGAGUUCACCUAAAUCUAACAGCACUUCAAACAAGAGUCCGCCUGCAUUCACUAAAGAAAAAGUCCAGUUACCCUAUGCUGGCUCCAACUACAGCUACAUGUACCAUGCCAAUUCGACAACAUAUCACCAGAGACAGCUCCUGACUUCAACGUUCAAUGAAGACAGUCAUGAUGAUGUAAACAUGACGCAUUUCGACUCCUACAUAAAGCAUUCAGUGGGUCCUGGAUGCAUCAGACCAUCUACAGCUCCCAACAGACUUGAAGUAGAAGAGGUGCCAUCUGAGAUAUUCCAUUCUGUACUGGAACAUGAUCAAACUAAGAAGACUCACACAGACAUUCACACUAAUGCUAAACCAGCUAUCAAGAGAAAAGUGCUUAGGAAACGAAGGGGUCAGUCUCAAGUCUGUGAUGAGUCUACCUAUAGUGAGGACUCUGAGCUAGUGAAUGAGUUGGAAGACCAUUUACAGCAAUUAAGGGUGUCUGCUCCUCACAGGGGACAGGAAUUGGACUCUGAGAGCGAGGAGACAGGUAGCUAUAGUGACAGACCCAGUUCUGCAUCAGAGUCCCUACCAAGUGCUUUCCAAAUCUACAUCAAAGGCAUGUCAAGAUCACACAGCGAGAGUGACAUCCGGCCUCGUCCCAAAUCCUUUAUUCGUCCUGUCAUGGAUCAUCCACACACAAGAAACUUAAAGAAAAUGGAUCCUGUUGCAAGGUAUUUCCAGUACAAACAGACUUGGGAGAUGUUUAAGCCCCCUGGAGAGAAAAGCAGAAAAGAGCUGCACUGGGCAAUUAGGGAACAACUUAUGUACCAACCACCACCACCAAAACCUCAGAGAGUUUAUGUACCCAACACUUACGUAGUUCCUACAGAGAAGAAACGCUCCGCUCUAAGAUGGGAGAUCCGACACGACUUGGCAAACGGAAUAAUUCCAACAAAAUAAGCUAUCCCUGACUGACUUGCCAAAACUGAAUUUUUUUUAUACACUUUAUUUAUUAUUGGUUUCCUCAGUCCUGCAAAUUAAAUGACUGCAUUGAUGAUGA